Molecule: messenger RNA, 3344 nt
Organism: Amborella trichopoda
Lineage: Eukaryota; Viridiplantae; Streptophyta; Magnoliopsida; Amborellales; Amborellaceae
Product: disease resistance protein RPM1
Biological process (GO): defense response to other organism
Molecular function (GO): ADP binding
Source: RefSeq, a predicted model, not a curated record
CUGAUUUUUAGAGAGAAGAAAAGGAAGAUGGGAUGGUGAUUUGGGAUAGUUUGAAGAGGGUUUUUCAUUUUCUUGGGGAACAAGAAGCAGAGCUACAGGAUUAGGUUUGAGGAACUAAUCCUAUAUGUACAAUUGCUUGCUCAUAAGUACCUGUCCACUGCCAUGUUAUAUCCCUUUGGUUCUCAGCCGAACCUUGACCAAGAGGAACAAAUUCAAUGAAUCACAAUGAAAAAUCUGAACUAUUUUCUGAUAGUAAUUGAUGCUCCAAUGGAUGGUUGUCCUAAUGGCCAAGGAAAAUUAGAGAAAAAGCUAAUCUGAGUGCUUCAUAGAGCAGGUUCUUGAGAGAGAGAUAUGGCGGAAAGUGCAGCAGCAUUUGUCAUAGAGAAGUUGGGAGAACACCUCGAGAAAAAUUUGACACUCCUCUUAGAAGUGGAAGGAGAUGUUCAGUGGAUCAAAGACGAGCUUGAAAGCAUGAGAGUGUUCUUGAAGAGUGCUGAUAAGAAAAGUGAUACUAAUGAAGCAUUGGAUGCUUGGGUUCGACAAGUGCGAGAUGUGGCCUACGAUGCUGAAGAUGCCCUUGAUGAAUUCAUUUUGCGAAUGGAGGGUACAGAACAGCUCAAUGGAUGCAUCGAGUGCUUGAUCUCUCUUGCUCACUUUGUCGAAAUACUAAGGAUCAAACAUGAGGUAGGAACCAAGAUACGGAGCAUUAAAGAGCGAGCUCGUGAGAUUUUCGCGAGAAGAACAAGGUUCAAUCUUGAAAAAGAAGAGAUGACAUCAAAUAUCACUUCUAGCGGACAGGAAUCUCCAUUGGCAAAUUCAUAUUCGGUUGAGGAUGAACAUUUGGAGGGAAUUGGGAAGAAAGUGCAGAUGCUGGAAGGAUGGUUAGUAGAUGGUGAUCUACAAGUGAAGGUAAUCUCAAUUUUGGGAAUGGGUGGUCUAGGGAAGACUACUCUUGCCAAAAGAAUUUAUAACAUGGAAAAUAUAAGGAAACACUUCAAUUGUUGUGCUUGGGUUACAGUUUCACAGCAAUUUACAAAAAUUGAAAUUUUGAAUUCCAUUCUGAAAGGAUUUUCUCAAAGUCAUGAAGACGAGAUAGACGAGGGAAAUUUACGGGGAAAAAUCCACGCAUGUUUACAAGAUAAGAGAUACCUCCUGGUGUUAGAUGAUGUGUGGAGCGAAGAUGUGUGGGGAUGGGUUCAUACCAUGUUUCCUGGUUUAGUAAAUGGGAGUAGAUUCCUCAUCACAACUCGCAUUGCAGAAGUUGCUUCACCCAUGCAUGUAAGGAGCAUGAUUUACUCGCUCGAACCGCUAUCAAAAGAGGAGGCAUGGUCCCUGUUUUGCAAAAAGGCAUUUUGGAUAGAAGAUGGGAACACUUGUCCCUUGGAUUUGGAGGAAGAAGGGCGACAAAUUGUCAAGGAAUGUGAUGGUCUUCCGCUUGCAAUUGUCGCUAUUGGGAGUAUGAUGUCUAAAAAGGCCAAGACAUCAGUUGAAUGGGCAAAGAUUCGCCGUAGUCUUGCAUGGGAAUUGAACAACCAUCCAUAUCUUGAAGGUGUGAGGGGGAUUUUGUCACUAAGUUUUAAGGAUUUGGUGCCCCUCCUAAAGUAUUGCUUCUUUUACUGCUGUUUGUUCCCAGAGGACUUCAAGAUUCGCCGGUCAAAAUUGAUUAGGUUGUGGGUUGCCGAGGGAUUCAUAGAAGGACAUGAAGGAAUGACAAAGGAGGAAGUUGCCGGGGAUUAUUUUAAGGAAUUGCUUGAUAGGAAUUUAAUUCAUGUGGCAAAAAUUAGUACAAGUGGGCAGGUUAAAGCCUGUCGGGUACAUGAUGUAGUGCGCAAGCUUGGUCUUUCUUUGUCUCAAAAGGAGACCUUUGGGGUGUUUCAAGAUGGAAGAGACAGGAAAUUCGACAAGAAAACUCGGCGUAUCGCAAUCCUAAACAGCACUUUAUGUUCCUCUGCUGAGAUGGAAAUAUCUCAUCUUCGAACACUUCUCUUGUUUGUUGCAUACAGAUCAAUACCUUUAUAUUUUCCUCAGUUGAUGCAUAGCUCACAAUUUUUGAGGGUCUUGGAUCUACAAGGCAUCCAUAUGGAAUACUUGCCUGAGGAAGUGGUACACCUUAUUCAUCUGAGGUAUCUUGGAUUGAGAGACACAGGGAUCAAGAAGGUUCCAAAGUCUUUAGAAAAACUAAGGAGCUUGAUAACAUUGGACUUGGAGGGAUUCAAGGGAGCUUUGCCAAGUGGUAUCUUUAAAAUACAGACUUUGACAUAUUUGAAUGUGGCUCAAUUUGAUGUUGGUUUUGUCAUACCACUGGGUUUGAGGGUUCCAAAUGGGAUAGGAAGUUUAAUGAACCUCCAAACACUAGGAUAUAUUCGAGGUGAUUCGGACAUUGUCAAGGACCUGGGGAACUUGAGACAGCUCAGAAAAUUAAAGAUCCAGUUAGAGAAGAGUGAAGCUGGGAAUGAAUUAUGUGCAUCUGUUCAAAACAUGGAUUCGCUACGAUCCUUAAACAUAGCAUCCUGGGAUGCUGAUGGAAGUCCUUUACUGGUAGAACAUAUAUCACCACCUCAGACACUUGAAAAACUAAGUCUUUUUGGUGCUUUAGGGCAUCUACCAUAUUGUCUUAAAUCUCUUCCGAACCUUCUUGUAUUGUAUUUGGGCUUUUCCAAACUCAGUGAAGACCCACUUCUCAUCCUUGAAACCAUGCCUAAUCUAAGAGGUCUCUAUCUGCGCAGAGCAUAUGUUGGCAAGCAAAUUGGAAGACUUAGUCCAAGCGGCUUUCCUAAACUUCAAAGACUCUGUCUCCAUUACUUGUCUGAGGUAGAAGAAUGGGGAGAAGUGGAGGAAGGAGCCAUGCCACGCCUCUGUCAACUGAGCAUCCAUAGUUGCAAGAAAUUAAGGGCAUUGCCUCAAGGCUUUCAAGGCCUCCGUGCCCUUAAAGAAUUGUUCAUUACGAGUAUGGAAAAUGACUUUGUUUUGCGACUAGAGUGUGCAGAUGGUGAGGACCGUUCCAAGGUGCAACAUGUCGCUGAAGUUUGGAUCAAUGGGAAACAGAUGAACAAAUGAUUGUUGGCUCGCUAGACUUAAGGAGUAGGCCCACAAUCUCUCUGGUUUAUGGCCUAAUUCGUACGUUUCUAUAUCAGCUUGUUCAAUACCCAGCUAGCUUUAUGGCCUAAUUCUUGUGUUUCUAUAUCAGCUUGUUCAAAUACCCAGCUAGCAUUUGCUUUUGAUUCUAACUAGGAUAAUUAUUUUUUAUUUUGUUUCUUUAAUUUUUGCCGACUUACUUGGGAUUUGCUAGUUCACCAUGCACUGUAUUCAUAAGAAAAUAAAGUAUUUAUUGAGGAAAUUGUUUC